Messenger RNA from Cyclocybe aegerita, 819 nucleotides. The record is from the annotation of a GenBank genome assembly. NCBI's taxonomy places the organism in Eukaryota, Fungi, Basidiomycota, Agaricomycetes, Agaricales, Hemipholiotaceae.
AUGCCCAUGAACACAGCGUACGGUCUCACAAUGGCUGCCCGAGCGAAGGGGAUCCCUCCACAGGAUUACCUCUACUGGGUCGCGGCGUUCUUCGUCUGGGCGUUUGUGGCAAGGAGUCUUGCGUGCACCAUCAACGAUAUGUGUGAUCAAGAAUAUGAUCGUAGGGUUGAACGCACGAAAGGACGUCCGAUUGCAAGCGGAAAGAUUUCUCUUUUUGCCGCGGGAGUUUUCUUGCUCUUCCAGGUCGCCGCCUACAUCGGGCUCGUAUGGACAAGGGACAGCAUGCUAUUCUACUGUCGCCUGAUAUGGCUCCCACUGAUCUUCAUCUAUCCAUUAAUGAAGAGGAUCACUUCUUUCCCUCAGGCGUGGCUGGGCAUUGCGAUGAACUGGGGUGCCCUUCUCGCAUGGACAACAGUCUACGGUCCACUCAAGUCGAACGUAAUAGCCCCUCUCAUGGGUGGACUUUGGGCGUGGACCAUGUUCUAUGAUACCAUCUACGCGUGUCAAGACUAUAAAGAUGACAUCAAGAUCGGCAUUGGCUCGUCUGCCAUAGCAUUACAGAAUACACUGAAGCCAUUCCUUUUCCUUCUGUCUCUCAUGUUCAUCUCUCUCCUCUCCUAUGCUCUUCGCGCCAGCGGCCACAGCAUUCCCCUCAUCGUAUUCACCGCGGUCACCGCCAUUGGGGAGAUGGCGUGGCAGAUAGUGAAUACCAAUCCGGCUAAGCCGGAGACGUGCAAACGGAAUCUCAAGAGGAAUGCUGACUUCGGAUGCGUCUUGUGGCUCGCGAUGGCAAUGGACUAUCUUAUCUCUACUCCGUGA